UCACUAAUCGCAGCACCUCUGAGCGCGUGGGCGUGUGAACGGGGAGCGCGUGUGUUUGGCUGCAGCGGUGCAGGCGGUGGGGAUAUGCUGCUUCCUGUGUGCUAGCCAGUCAGAUCAGAGUGCCGCAUGCCAUCGCUGCCCUUAUCCUGAGGAAUCCAUGUGCUAGCCAACGUGUGUUUCACACACAGAGAGAGAGAGGGACAGAGAGAGGGAGAGAAGGAGAGAGAGAAUGUGUGUGUGUGUCAGUUAGAGACGAAGCUGCCUGCCUUCCAGAAUGCUGUAACCCUGGAGGACAGAGAGGACAGCGCCGCUUUCUAUCCUGGAUUAUAAUACACCCUAGGAACUGUAGUGUCAAUGGAAUGGGGGGUUAUAAAAGAGGGGGUACAAUGUGUCUUCCUGAUGAGGUAGAAGUUACGGAGCUGCGUGUGUGAGUGACAGAGGGGGUACGUUGUGAUGCGGUCAGAGCGGGCAAGCCGUGUGUGUAUCGUAGUGCUGGAGGAAGAAGAGGAGGAUGAACAUUCCUCUCCUCCUCGCCCCUCUCCUUUUCCUCGCCCCUCUCCCCCCUUUCACCCCAAACCCUCUCCAGACCGCAAGUCCCAUCAUGCCGUGCGUCGCAGAGCUCAAGAAGAUAAGCCCUCUCUGCUGAAAGCCAUAUUUUCUGUGGACCCUGAUGAAGUCCGCUCCCUCAUACUCAAAAAGGAAGAUGUCAAUGUUCAGGACAAUGAGAAGAGGACCCCACUCCACGCUGCCGCCUACCGUGGAGAUGCUGACAUCAUCCAGCAGCUCAUCCUCUCAGGAGCCAGAGUAAAUGCUAAAGACAACCAAUGGUUGACUCCUCUUCACCGGGCCGUUGCCUCUGGUAGUGAGGACGCCGUGUCUGUGUUGAUAAAACACAGUGCUGACGUGAACGCGCGGGACAAGAACUGGCAGACUCCUCUCCACGUGGCGUCCAGUAACAAGGCUCUCCGCGUUGCCGAGGCCCUCCUCCCGUUGCUUAGCAACGUCAACGUGUCGGACCGGGGAGGCCGGACAGCCCUCCACCAUGCUGCCUUUAGCGGACACCUGGAGAUGGUGAGGCUGCUUCUCUCCAGAGAUGCCAACGUCAACGCCUUUGAUAAGAAGGACAGGAGAGCUAUCCACUGGGCUGCCUACAUGGGUCACGUGGAGGUGGUCAGGUUGUUGGUGUCUAACGGGGCCGAGGUGGACUGUAAAGAUAAGAAGGGUUACAGUCCGCUACACGUCGCUGCCUCCAGUGGCAUGACCACCACGGUGCAGUACCUGCUAGGGCUGGGCGUUCAGAUUAAUCAGGGUAAUAUGUACGGGAACUCUGCUCUCCAUAUAGCCUGUUACAAUGGUCAGGAUGUGGUGGUCAACCAACUCCUGGAGGCUGGGGCCUCCGUCAAUCAGGUGAAUGAGCGGGGUCUGUCUCCACUCCACUUUUCAGCCUGUUCCCGCCAGGGGGCGCUGUGUCUGGAACUACUACUGGGGAACGGUGCUAAUGUCAACAUCAAGAGUAAGGACGGGAAGACUCCUCUCCACAUGGCUGCGGUCCAUGGAAGGUUCUCGCGUUCUCAGGCUGUUAUCCAGAACGGUGCUGAUGUGGACUGUGAGGAUAACAAUGGCAACUGUCCCCUUCACAUAGCCGCUCGCUACGGCCACCAGCUACUGAUCAACAAUCUGCUCACACACGGAGCCGACACCGCCAAGCGCGGCAUACACGGUAUGUUCCCCCUCCACCUGGCUGCCCUCAGUGGUUUCUCGGACUGCUGCAGGAAACUGCUGUCGCCCGGCUUCCACAUCGACACGCCGGACGACUUCGGGAGGACCUGUCUGCACGCCGCCGCCGCCGGAGGGAACCUGGAGUGUCUGAACCUGCUGUUGAACACGGGAGCCGACUUCAACAAGAAGGACCGGUUUGGAAGGACUCCGCUGCACUAUGCCUGUUGUAGCAGUAGCUGUCAGUGUGUGUUUGCCCUGGUGGGCUCCGGGGCUGGAGUGAACGAGCUGGACGAGAGGGGCUGCUCUCCUCUACACUACGCCGCUGCGGGAACAGACGGAAAAUGUGUCGAGUACCUGUUGAGGAGUGACGCUAACCCAAGGAUCAGAGACCGGCAGGGUUACAACCCCGUCCACUAUGCAUCAGCCUACGGAAACACACAGUGCCUGGAACUGAUAGCCAGGGAGACUCCCCUAGAUGUGCUGCUGGAGACAUCAGGUACAGACAUCCUGAAUGACCCCGAUAACCACGCCCUCGUCAGCCCCCUUCACCUCUCGGCGUACCAUGGUCACUGUGGUGUUCUGGAGGUGCUGGCUGCCUCUCUGUUGGAGGUGGACCCGCGGACCCCCGAGGGACAGACUCCCCUGAACCUGGCCUGCUGCAGGGGUCACCAGGAGUGUGUGUCCCUGUUACUGCAGCAUGGAGCUCACACGCACACCAAGGACUACACACUAAAGAGGACCGCUUUACACAGUGCAGCGAUGAACGGCCACGCGGAGUGUCUCCGUCUUCUAAUCAGUAACAACGACACACACAACUCUGUGGAUGUUCAGGAUGCCAGUGGACAGACUCCUCUGAUGCUGGCGGUACUGAGCGGACACACAGAGUGUGUGUAUUCUCUGUUGAGUAGAGGAGCUAACGUAGAGGCUAAAGACCAGUGGGGCAGGACGGCACUACACCGCGGGGCGGUGUCGGGUCACGAGGAGUGUGUGGAGGCGUUGUUGCAGCGCGGGGCCAGUGUGUCGGUGUGUGACCGGUCUGGACGUUCUCCAGUGCACCUGGCGGCAGCCUGCGGUGACACGGGGGUUCUGGGAGCUCUGCUGCUGGCGUGUAACGCCUCACACACACGCACACACCUCACCGACAACCAUGGAUACACACCGCUGCAUUGGGCCUGCUAUAAUGGUUAUGACGGGUGUGUGGAGUUGUUGUUGGAACAGGAGGUGUUCAGGAAGACUCAGGGAAACCCCUUCAGCCCUCUGCACUGUGCCAUUAUGAAUGACAACGAGGGAGUCGCUGAGAUGUUGAUUGACUCUCUGGGUUCGGCUAUAGUCAACGCUACAGACGCCAAGGGCAGGACUCCCCUCCAUGCGGCAGCGUUCUCCGACCACGUGGAGUGUGUGUCCUUGUUGUUGAGUCAUGGAGCACAGGCCAACGCCGCUGACACUCACACAGGCUCCACCCCACUGAUGAUGGCAGCACACAAUGGACAGACCAACGCCGUGGAAGUGUUAGUAAGAAGUGCUAAGGCAGAUCUCACACUACAGGAUUCUGGCAAGAACACAGCGCUUCACCUGGCUUGUAGCAAGGGCCAUGAGACCUGUGCGUUGUUGAUACUAGAGAAGAUAUCAGACAGAAACGUCAUCAACUGCACCAACACCUCCCUCCAGACGCCCCUCCAUGUAGCAGCUAAGACUGGGUUGACGGUGGUGGUCCAGGAACUGCUGGGGAAAGGGGCCAGUGUCCUGGCAGUAGAUGAGAACGGUUACACUCCAGCCCUGUCCUGCGCCCCUAACAGAGAUGUAGCUGACUGUCUGGCUCUCAUCCUCAACUCCAUGCUGCCGGUCUCUCCUCUGGUCUCCAUAGCAACGCUUUCUUCUGUGAAUAAUUACUCCAACCACCAAUCGAAGGGUGUGGCCUACAACUGCCCUCCCCCUCUGAGGCCUGACCACGCCUCCUACUGCCGGCCGGACCGCAUACUCUGCGUUGCCUCUGACGACGAUAACGAGCUCAAUGACUCAGAUUCUGAGACGUACUGAAUAUAAUUUGGGCCGUACUUUAUGUUCAUUGUUGGGAUUUUAAGACUACUCUGACCCCAUGACUCCACUAUGUUAAGUCCUGUAGUCUCCUUGUCAAGGUUUCAUUCUGAAAAGCCAGGACUGGGCGUCAACGGUGGGUCGCUCCAGUCUACAGCGAUUGGUCCCUGGUACCAAACCUCUGUCCUAUGACAACCAAGGCUGGGGCUGUACUUAUGGAGAGAGCAGAGGGACAAUCUUAGCCAUGGACCAAACAGACCCUACAACUUUUCUUCUUCCUUUCCUCUGUAUCUCCAGAUCUCUCAUGUAUGUUUUUCUAGCCUGGGUACCGGUUUUGUUUCGCCAAUGUCGUAUGCCAAAGCUGUUCAGCAGGAAAGGAAAGUGGCUAAACAGAUGGGUACGCAGACUAGUUUUAUUCUAUUUCAGAAAUAAUUUAUUAUAAUGGACAACAGAGAAAAAACUUUAACCUCUGAGUCAUGCUGAGUAGGUCCUGACACAAUGGUUCACACAGGAGUUAUAAUACACAGGGUGGUCUGAUUCAUAGUCCAUUGCUCCAAGAGAGGAGUUAGUAAGGUUACUAAGGUGCCAUCAAUUAACUUCCCUCUCAGAACAUUUAUACACUGUACUGGAGACAGGGUGUGUGUGUGUGUGUGUGUGUGUAAAAUUUUUUGCCUAAAACGUUUCAGGAGUGAGAAGUCUCAAGGCACAGUAUGGACAUAAUAUGGGGCAAGGGUCUUAAUAAUGAUUGUUAAUGAAUACAUAAAUAUUUUACAUUUCA
Molecule: messenger RNA, 4531 nt
Organism: Esox lucius (northern pike)
Lineage: Eukaryota; Metazoa; Chordata; Actinopteri; Esociformes; Esocidae
Gene: ankrd28a
Product: serine/threonine-protein phosphatase 6 regulatory ankyrin repeat subunit A
Exons: 28
Coding region: 454-3756 (1100 amino acids)
Cellular component (GO): cytoplasm
Molecular function (GO): protein binding
Source: RefSeq, a predicted model, not a curated record